Molecule: messenger RNA, 3504 nt
Organism: Centruroides sculpturatus (bark scorpion)
Lineage: Eukaryota; Metazoa; Arthropoda; Arachnida; Scorpiones; Buthidae
Gene: dsh
Product: segment polarity protein dishevelled homolog DVL-3-like
Exons: 17
Coding region: 298-2442 (714 amino acids)
Biological process (GO): canonical Wnt signaling pathway; intracellular signal transduction
Cellular component (GO): cytosol
Molecular function (GO): frizzled binding
Source: RefSeq, a predicted model, not a curated record
GGCCGACUCCAUUUUGAAGGAAAAGGGAAAGUAGAUUGUCAAAUAAGGGAAAAGUUUUCUGGUAUAAAUGUUUAAUUACCGUAAGAAUUUAUAACCGUAUUAUGAUUAAUAACGACGUAAAUUGUUAUACGAUAAAACUUUUAUUUAGUUAUUUAAUUAGAAUUAUAAAUGAGGAUGAGAAUUUAGGUUAAACUUGCCUUUGAAAGAAGGGGCUGCGUCCAUCUAGGUGGCCGCCAUCUUGUUUGUUGAGCUGUAUUUCGAGUUUCCAUUUGGGAUGUCAAAAAGGCUCAAAACUGGAUGAAAAUGGAUGAAACUAAAAUUAUCUAUCACAUAGAUGAUGAAGAGACUCCAUAUCUUGUUAAACUACCAAUACCACCAGACAGAGUUACACUUUCAGAUUUCAAGAAUGUACUCAAUAGACCAAAUUAUAAAUUCUUCUUUAAAUCUAUGGAUGAUGAUUUUGGGGUGGUGAAAGAAGAGAUUAGUGAUGAUAAUUCCAGACUUCCUUGUUUCAAUGGAAGAGUUGUAUCAUGGUUGGUGACGGCAGAAGGCAGCAGUCUUUCGGACAGUACUUCUCAGUGUACAGAGACUAUGUCGCAAAGGUCAGAAUUAAGACUUCCUUUGGAUAGACCUGCUGGCAUUGGAGAUAGACCUUCUUCUUUUCAUGCUGCCGGAUUAGAGCAUAGGGACACUCAAGGAGACACUACUUGCACAGAAACAGAAUCAAUAAUUAGUUCUAGAAGAGAACAUGGACAUCCACAUCGUUCGGCGAAACAGAGGGAUAAACAUUAUCAUGAUGAACAUGGUCCCUGUACUUGUAAACCGCCAAUUCCCUGUGGAUGUCCUAGUGCUCGUCUUAACGGUCAUAGUAAACACAGCCACGCUCACCUUCAUCCCCAUUCCGAAAGACACCGAGGACCCGGUCACGGAUACGAGUCCUCAUCCAUGAUGACCAGCGAUAUUGAAAGCACUAGUUUUUUAGAUUCAGAAGACGAAACGACUAGCAGAAUAUCCACCACAACGGAAGAGAGCAGCGUAUCGAGAAUACACGCCAGACACAGGAGACGGAGGAAGAGACAUCGCAUGCCGCCCAUGAGCAGAACAUCGUCUAUCAGCAGUAUUACGGAUUCGACUAUGUCGCUUAAUAUCAUCACAGUAACCUUAAAUUUAGAUACAGUCAACUUUUUAGGAAUCAGUAUUGUUGGUCAAUCAAAUAAAGGGGGAGAUGGCGGUAUUUACGUUGGUUCUAUCAUGAAAGGAGGAGCAGUAGCUUUAGAUGGAAGAAUAGAACCUGGUGAUAUGAUCUUACAGGUAAACGAUAUUAAUUUCGAAAAUAUGAGUAAUGACGAUGCAGUGAGGGUAUUAAGGGAAGCCGUGCAAAAACCGGGUCCAAUCAAGUUAGUCGUGGCAAAAUGUUGGGAUCCAAAUCCCAAAGGAUACUUCACCAUCCCUCGGACGGAACCCGUAAGGCCCAUUGAUCCCAGCGCGUGGGUUGCUCAUACCGAAGCGGCUAGAGCGACAGACUACCCACUGAGACCUCCUUCUGUUAGUACCUUAACUUCAACUAGUUCUUCCAUUACCAGUUCGAUUCCGGAAUCCGAUCAAAACCGAAUUGUAAACUUAGGCCAGUUUCAAGAAAAUCCGCUGACUCUCGACAUGGACAUGGGGACGAUCGUGAAGGCGAUGGCAGCUCCCGAAUCCGGUCUAGAUAUAAGAGAUCGCAUGUGGUUGAAAAUCACCAUUCCCAAUGCAUUCAUAGGUGCCGACGUGGUCGAUUGGCUGUUCACACACGUGCAAGGCUUCCAAGACCGGCGAGAAGCAAGAAAGUAUUCUACUCAAAUGUUGAAAGCGGGCUACAUCAGACACACUGUGAACAAAAUCACCUUCUCCGAGCAGUGUUAUUAUAUCUUCGGAGAUCUGUGCAGCAAUAUGGCAGCUUUAAAAUUAAACGAAGAAGAUUCCGUUAGCGAAGCGGACAGGGACACGCUAGGGCCUCUACCGCCACCGACGGCACCACCGCCGUGGGGCACCCAGAUGCCAUAUGGCGGCAGCUAUGCCCCUCCGGCCACGGGUUUCUUUCCGAUGCCGUUCAACUACGCCAACGACACUUCCAAUUUUAAAAAUUUCAGCAUCCGCGAAGGCAGUGUUCAUAGUGGUUCGGGUGGAAGCAGCAAUGGCGGCGAUCCAUCCAAAGAAAAAGACAAAUCAGCUAGUCCGGGAGGGAGCGAUUCCGAAGCAGCUAGUCAGAGAAGCGGCGGUUGCCGCGGGAGCAGUGCCGGAGAAGGCGUGGGCAGCAGCAGCAGCGAGCAGAGCAUCAACACGACGGCCUCUCAAGAAGUGCGGCGCAUCGAUUCCGUCCCUCCAGAUCUUGCUGGUAGUAGACAGUCUUUUCGGAUGGCCAUGGGCAAUCCGUGUGAAUUCUUUGUUGACGUCAUUGGAUGAUGAUAUUUUGGAAUACCAAUACUCAGACAAAGGGAUAGUGUAAUGACCAGCCUUCCAGGGAACAGUUCGGCCAUUUCACCCUCUGCCCUAUCUGUCAACUAUUGUUGAUAACCAAGACCAGAGCUUUCACCUUCAUUGUAUGGCAACAAAAACUUAAUCCCUACUAACCAUCGUAACCGAACGGCAUAGGAUGGUUUUUAUUUUUUACAGAUAUUAUUUAAUAAAUAAAAUAAUAUUCCCAUCGCAAAACUAUGAAGAGAGAAACUAAAUAUAUCGGGAUUUCGGUGUACGUCAACCUGCGGAAACACUACGAAAUGUGAUUUUUUAUUAUUGUUAUUAUUUAAAUGUAAUCCUACAUCUAUUUUUGUGUAUGUUUUUUUAAUGCGUACCGAGCAAUAAUUUUUUUUUGUGUGUAAUUAGCAAUAUUGCAAUUUUUAACGUUCGUUUUCUUCCGUAAAAUAAUGUAAAUCGUGAUUAUUAUUAUAUAUAUAUACAUAAUUUUAUUUUUAUUUUCUAUUGUCGAUUAUGUACUGAUUGAUAUGGGGACCUUAAUAAAUAAUAAUCAAAUGUGCCAUAUUUUCAGUGGAAGAACUUUUUUCGACUUUUUAACGGGGGGAAAACAUGUACAUAGAUGUGAAUAAUUCAGUUACCGAAAUACUCCGAAUUAGCGUCGCCACGUAGUUAAUUUCUGGGAAUGGCGGACGACAAUUUUUUUUCCUGUCUUUGUUUUCUACUUGUGUAUAAGAUGGACGACGUGGCACACGGUUGAUUUAUGUCGGACGUCUCGCGAACACGAUUACUGUGUAUGGAAUUAUUUUCUGCCUCUGCGGUAAAUAUGAGCGAAAUAUUUUGUCACUCGAUUGUAAACGGCAGCUGUUGUGCAGAUCUUGUAUAUUUUUCCACUUUUUUAUUGCACGAUCGUUUAUACUUUUUCUCGAAGAGCACGACCAUCGACUCCGCUUCUAUCAGUCUCGUGACGGAUGUUAACUUAAUUAUUUACGGGGAAAUUGUAAAUGGUGUUUUUUGACUUAAUAAUAAUAAUAAUAAAUGGCUAACGAUCUU